Molecule: messenger RNA, 1537 nt
Organism: Temnothorax curvispinosus
Lineage: Eukaryota; Metazoa; Arthropoda; Insecta; Hymenoptera; Formicidae
Product: protein claret segregational-like
Exons: 5
Coding region: 59-1345 (428 amino acids)
Biological process (GO): microtubule-based movement
Molecular function (GO): microtubule motor activity; ATP binding; microtubule binding
Source: RefSeq, a predicted model, not a curated record
AAGCAUUUGUAGCGUCACGUUGACCGUAGCCAAGCUGCGAUCUAUUCGUCUAUCGAACAUGGAUGAUCUAACCAAUGUGGAUCUUAAUAAUAUCGGUCAUCUGGGUCUAAUUGAUCCAAAUGAUAUAGAUCUAACAAAUAUGAAUUUGUUAGAAGCACAAGGACAAUUCAACACCAUUCUGUUAAGUGAUAUAUCCAAUUUGAUUGACGCCAUGGACUGCAAAAAAUGCGUAGAAAAAGAAGAACUUUUAAAGGAAGCAAAAAAAAAAUUAGAUGUACAAAAGGAAAUAAUUGAUAAAAUGGUUAAGGAACGCAGGACAUUGCAUAAUGUCAUCCUAGAAUUAAAGGGCAAUAUAAGGGUCUGUUGUCGAGUGCGUCCACGGACGCCGAAAGAAACUGAGCAGAUGAAAGCGUUGUGUGAUAUAAGCUUCAUCGACGAUUGUACCAUUGAAAUAGGUAAAUCGGAGAUUUACCAAAAAUUUUCAUUUGAUAAAAUUUUUGCUCCCAAUGCUUCGCAAGCAGAUGUGUUCGAAGAAUUGUCCCUGUUAGUACAAUCAGCACUUGAAGGAUAUAAUGUUUGUGUAUUUGCCUGUGGUCAGACUGGUUCUGGCAAGACGUAUACUAUGGAAGGAGAACGUGGAUCACAGACUGAUGAAGGCAUAAUACCUAGAACGGUACAUUACAUAUUUGAAGAAAUAAAAAAUAUGGAACUGCUUGGCUGGGAAUAUCGAAUAGAAGCAAGUUUUUUGGAAAUUUAUAACGAGCAUAUCGUUGAUCUUCUCGAUAUAACGCCAAAACCACACGAAAUACAAAUGGUUCCUGAUAAAGAUGGAGAUUUAUACGUUACCAACCUUAAGAUUGAAGAAAUACACAGUCCAGAUGAAUUACACGAAUGCCUACGAACUGUACAACGCAACCGUGCAGCAAUUGCAUCUACUCAGUCAAAUGAACGAUCAUCCAAAUCUCAUUCAGUAGUAAGAAUACGCUUGAUUGGUACACAUGUUACGAAACAAGAGGAGUCAAUAGGAAAUCUGAAUUUAGUCGACUUAGCCGGGUCUGAACAUCUGAAAACUGAAGAAGCUGUUAGAACUGCAGAAACAAAGAAUAUUAACAAAUCUUUAGCCAAUCUUGGCAAGGUAAUUUUAGCACUAUUGAAAAAACAGGAACAUAUACCUUAUAAAAAAUCUAAAUUGACCCACCUGCUUAUGCCUUCUCUAGGAGGCAAUUCAAAAACUUUGAUGUUAUUAAAUGUAUCUCCAUUAGACGAAUGUUAUAACGAGACAUUAAAUUCGCUGAUAUUUGCCAGUAAAAUCAGUAAUUGCAAGACUGGAAAUGUUAAUGAAUAAUAAAGACAGAAUGACAUCACAAGUGAGAAUUAUCUGAGUUUUGAUGUAAAUGGAAAGCAACUAAUAUUUAUGAUCUUUUUUUGUUUAUAACAUAUUUUUCUUUUUAUUGUAAACAUUGUAAAGUAUAUCGCGUGUGUGCGUAACGAUCAGUUUGUACUGUUAUUUACAUUAUUAGAAAUGGAUUAGAAGGAA